AUGAAAUCACUGAUCCGCUACUGGAAGAAGAAAUCAUCUCUCACCACGUUUUCUCUGUAUCUUCAAACGGAAAUCGUUUCGUAUUCCACUCAGAUUUCAAUCUUCCCUUCACCAUCAAAUCAAGGGCCUUUUUCUCUCCAGCUUCCGAGACGAGCUUGGUUAUCGGAUUCUGUGAUCUUCAGAGACACUUUUCUGGAAAUGGAAACGCUUAUUGUAGCAGCAGAACAUAGGAAUCAGUAUUACGGGAAGAGAUCUCUAGCUCAUGAUCGAUUUAGGUCAGCUCCUUCAAAGACUUUCAGGCAAAUCAAUUGCAGAACUUUUCAAUCUGGAGUUGGUUUGCUUCCAAGGCCAAAGAGAACAUCUUCAUCACCGUUAACCAAAGGAGCUCUUCCUCAGGCUCAGGCUCAGUCUCAGUCUCCUCGUUCUCCGAAGUCCGUUUUGCCGGUCUUUAACCUUCCAUCGAGUCCUAUUCCAAUUGGUAGCGGCAAGAGCUCUCAGAUCCGUAGGUGUGCUAGUGAGUUUGUUGACAAAAGGAGAAGCCUUUCUUACUCUGAGCUAUGGGCAGGUCCUACUUACUCCAACUCGCCUCCAGCUACCUCUGUGCCGAUUCCUAAGUUUUCCCUCAAGCAGAAGAGGACGAUUUCACUGAGCUUUCCAGCUCCUGAAUCUGGUGAUGAUGAUAUUCGUGGAGUUGCAAAGUCUGCGCCGGUUUCUCCGACUUCAUCUGGUCCUGAUGAUAACCCUUUUCAUUGUACUGUAUCUGCCACUUUGACUCUGCGGCGCAUGCUCAAUCUUGAGACUGCUGAAGAAUGA
Microthlaspi erraticum is the source of this 813-nucleotide messenger RNA. Lineage: Eukaryota; Viridiplantae; Streptophyta; Magnoliopsida; Brassicales; Brassicaceae. The record is from the annotation of a GenBank genome assembly.